AUGGCUAAGGCGCAAGACUUCUAUUCUCGAAAUCUUGAGAUUGCCGGUUCGAGUCCGGCAGGGGGUGUCUACCUUCCUUAUUUUUUGGGUCAAGAAAUCGAGGGCCCUUGGCAUCCCAAUCAGUCAACGCUCAAAGGGGUGAAGACGAUUGCCCUGUUCCGAUUUCCCUGCAGCAGCUCCUUGUUUGACAUCAUAGACACGCUCCCGUGUUUCUUCUUCUUCUCGGCGAAUUGGUUCGCAUUUGUGGCUGCCCCAUCUCACCUCCCGUUUACUUUUACUUAUAUGCCUGUCUGCUUCCGCGUGCAACUGACCCGACGCGCCUGUUUCGCAUCUCAAAUUGUCGGUGUCUUUUCAACGCCUUUGCGAUUACAGGCAUUGACUACUAGAAAUUUCAAUACAAUGGUACCAAGCGCAACCAAGCGCAAGGCUGGCGCUGCGCCUGCAGCCAAAGCAAACGGGAGCAAAAAAACCAAGACGAUAACUUACGAUGCCGAGCUUCGCGAACCUCACCAUGCUGCUGAAGUUGCUGAAAAACAAGGCAUCGUUCUCCGCGAUUACUACCCACCAGAGAUGAGCAACACAAGAGCGCGCGCAUACGCCGAGGAGGCCCUCCGCCGCCCGAUGGAGAACCUGGUCAAAGCCCAGGGCGAGACAGCGGAGGCUAUGAAAAAGGCUACCAAAGGUGAAGCCAUUGCUCACUGGUUCAAGACUGAUUUGCGCUGCACCGACAAUACCUCACUUGCCCUGGCAGCCCAAAAGGCAAAAGAGAUGGACGUGCCGCUUGUCUGCUUCUACUUGGUCAGCCCCCAGGACUUCAAGGCUCAUCUCAGAUCGCCGGUACGAAUCGACUUUAUUCUCCGCACUCUGCAGGUGUUGAGAGAUGACUUGGCCAAGCUGGAUAUUCCGCUGUAUGUUGAGACCGUGGAAGAGCGCGCCGAGAUACCUGGUCGCGUGCUUGAGCUGCUUGAUUCGUGGGGCUGCAAUCAUCUGUGCGCAAACCUGGAGUAUGAAGUUGAUGAGCUCCGUCGCGAGACCAAGCUAUUGAGGCUACUUGCUGAAAAGGGCAAGUCGUUCGAAGCCGUCCAUGAUACUUGCGUGGUUCCGCCUGGUCAGCUUCGCAGCGGUACAGGCAACCAGUACGCUGUGUAUACACCGUGGUAUCGCACCUGGAUGGCUCACAUUCACUCCAACCUCGAUUUGCUAGAGCUGCAUGACUCCCCGCCAAAGAAUCCUGCAUCGGCGCGAAAAAAGUUUCAGAAACUAUUCAACUGCGAGAUUCCGGCUGCGGCCAAGGGAAAGGAGCUUUCGGCAGAAGAGAAAAAGCGCUUUCACGCUCUCUGGCCCUGCGGUGAGCAUGAAGCCAAGGCUCGCCUAGACAAGUUUUGUGAGGAGCGCAUAGGCGAAUAUAGCGAGAAGCGAAAUGUGCCGAGCGACAAUGGCACCUCAAGUCUCUCCGUGCACCUAGCGAGCGGCACAAUCAGUGCCCGGACUUGUGUGCGCACCGCCAGAGACAGAAAUAAGUCAAAGAAGCUUGAUGGCGGCCUCGACGGGAUCAAAGUCUGGAUCAGCGAAGUGGCAUGGAGGGACUUUUAUCGCCAUGUAUUGGUCAGAUGGCCGCAUGUUUGCAUGAACAAGCCAUAUAAGCCAGACUAUGCGGAUAUCGAAUGGUCAUAUGAUACCGAGCACUUCAAGGCCUGGUGCGAGGGCAAGACUGGGUUCCCCAUCGUGGAUGCUGCGAUGCGACAGCUGAAUCACACGGGCUACAUGCACAAUCGCACCCGCAUGGUGGUGGCAUCCUUCCUCGCCAAGGACCUUCUCAUUGAUUGGCGCAUGGGCGAAAAGUACUUCAUGGAGCACCUGGUAGAUGGCGACUUCGCGAGCAACAACGGCGGCUGGGGCUUCAGCGCAAGUGUCGGCGUCGAUCCGCAGCCGUACUUUCGCAUAUUCAACCCUCUUCGGCAGAGCGAGCGAUUCGAUGCCGACGGCGAAUAUAUCCGUCACUGGGUGCCAGAGUUGAAAGACCUCGACAACAAACAAAUUCACGAUCCGUACGGCCGCGGCGCGGGGGACAAGGCGAAAAAGGCAGGAUAUCCGAAACCGAUUGUCGAACACAUCUCGACUGCCACGGCUUUUAUGAAGGCCAAUAAUGAUCUGCGGCUUGGAGACUAUCAGAGUAGUCCCAGAAUUCUCAGCAACUGCAAGGCGGCAUCACAAGGAGCCCUGCGAGCCAGCCGGUGCGAGAAGACUUUUCUAGCCGGGAGCACAGCACCAGUCACGCAAUCACUUCCCAGGCUCGCAUGUUUGUGGACAAGUUCGUAA
Molecule: messenger RNA, 2319 nt
Organism: Cordyceps militaris CM01
Lineage: Eukaryota; Fungi; Ascomycota; Sordariomycetes; Hypocreales; Cordycipitaceae
Product: deoxyribodipyrimidine photo-lyase Phr1, putative
Exons: 5
Coding region: 1-2319 (772 amino acids)
Biological process (GO): circadian regulation of gene expression; entrainment of circadian clock by photoperiod
Cellular component (GO): nucleus; cytoplasm
Molecular function (GO): DNA binding; FAD binding
Source: RefSeq, a predicted model, not a curated record